Cephus cinctus (wheat stem sawfly) is the source of this 903-nucleotide messenger RNA. Its product is annotated as involucrin-like. The transcript has 2 exons. NCBI's taxonomy places the organism in Eukaryota, Metazoa, Arthropoda, Insecta, Hymenoptera, Cephidae. The record is from RefSeq and is a predicted model, not a curated record. The coding region runs from base 1 to 903 and encodes 300 amino acids.
AUGGAAGAAUCUAAUAAUAUAAAAAAUAACCAAAAUGUAGGGGGAGGUGGUGAGGGGGGAGAGCGCGAGGCGGGCGCGAGCACUAGUGCGGUGCUGGAAAGACAAGUGGUUGAGACGGAAACAGGAAACUGUGAAGCGGAAUACCUGGACACCCUGGACUUUUACAUCCGGCACCUGGAAACAGGAAACUGCGAAGCGGAAUACCUGGACACCCUGGACUUUUACAUCCGGCACCUGGAAACAGGAAACUGCGAAGCGGAAUACCUGGACACCCUGGACUUUUACAUCCGGCACCUGGAAACAGGAAACUGCGAAGCGGAAUACCUGGACACCCUGGACUUUUACAUCCGGCACCUGGAAACAGGAAACUGCGAAGCGGAAUACCUGGACACCCUGGACUUUUACAUCCGGCACCUGGAAACAGGAAACUGCGAAGCGGAAUACCUGGACACCCUGGACUUUUACAUCCGGCACCUGGAAACAGGAAACUGCGAAGCGGAAUACCUGGACACCCUGGACUUUUACAUCCGGCACCUGGAAACAGGAAACUGCGAAGCGGAAUACCUGGACACCCUGGACUUUUACAUCCGGCACCUGGAAACAGGAAACUGCGAAGCGGAAUACCUGGACACCCUGGACUUUUACAUCCGGCACCUGGAAACAGGAAACUGCGAAGCGGAAUACCUGGACACCCUGGACUUUUACAUCCGGCACCUGGAAACAGGAAACUGCGAAGCGGAAUACCUGGACACCCUGGACUUUUACAUCCGGCACCUGGAAACAGGAAACUGCGAAGCGGAAUACCUGGACACCCUGGACUUUUACAUCCGGCACCUGGAAACAGGAAACUGCGAAGCGGAAUACCUGGACACCCUAGACUUCCACAGCAUGCCACCUUGGUAA